AUGCGGCGGUACCUCCGUGCACUGCUGCUGUGCAUGGUGUUUGCCGUAUUCUCGGGCUUUUAUUUCUACUCGAAGCUGUUUCACGCAGAGGUUCUGAACGGCGGCGUCAGGACGAACAAGCAAGUCUUCCUUCCCCAGAGAGAAGGAGCUACGGCUGCGGACAAACCUGGCAGCCACACGCACUGGUACAAUAGGUACAUCAUGCGACAGCGGAGCCUUGCUGACCCCCCAGUGGAGGCCCCCAUGCACCUGGCUGUGGUGACCUGUGGGGGCAGACUGGAAGAGACCCUGACUAUGAUCAAGUCAGCUGUCCUCUUCAGCAUCAAACAGCUCUGCGUGCACAUCUUUGCAGAGGACCAACUGCACGCCAGCUUUAUGGAGGCUCUGGAGUCCUGGCCCGAUGCUGUGCGAACACGAUUCAACUACUCUCUAUACUCCAUCAGUUUUCCCAGUGAGAAUGCUGCAGAGUGGAAGAAGCUUUUCAAGCCCUGUGCCUCUCAGCGCCUCUUCCUUCCUCUGAUCUUGAAAGGCGUGGACUCGGUUGUGUACGUGGACUCGGACAUCGUCUUCCUGCAGCCCGUAGACCGGCUGUGGGCCCUCCUGUCCCGGUUCAACUCCACCCAGCUGGCAGCGAUGGCUCCGGAGCACGAGGAGCCCAGGAUCGCCUGGUACAACCGCUUCGCCCGCCACCCCUACUACGGCCGCACGGGCAUCAACUCUGGGGUCAUGCUGAUGAAUAUGACCAGGAUGAGGGACGCCUUCUUUCUGAACGACAUGACUUCUGUGGGGCUGCGCUGGGAGGAGCUUCUGAUGCCUCUCCUACAGAAAUAUAAACUCAACAUAACAUGGGGAGACCAGGACCUUCUCAAUAUAAUCUUCCACUACAAUCCUGAGUUCAUGCUGGAGUUCCCUUGCCAGUGGAACUACCGGCCCGACCACUGCAUCUACGGCAGCAACUGUGCCUCAGCUGAAGAAGAAGGCGUUUUCAUUCUGCACGGCAACAGAGGGGUCUUCCACGACGGCAAACAGCCUGCUUUCAGGGCGGUUUACGAGGCCAUACGUCAGUACUCGUUUGGCACGGACCCGGUGAGCGGUUUGUUGGAUCCACUGGAAGAGCAACUUUUGAAGACCACCCACACGUACUGCGGCAAGUCCCACCCGCUCUUUACAAAGAGACUGGUGCACAGCCUGGCCAACAUCAACAACAUGGCUGUCGGAGGUUAA
Molecule: messenger RNA, 1224 nt
Organism: Knipowitschia caucasica
Lineage: Eukaryota; Metazoa; Chordata; Actinopteri; Gobiiformes; Gobiidae
Source: the annotation of a GenBank genome assembly